This is a messenger RNA of Xiphias gladius (swordfish), 3324 nucleotides long. It is a transcript of the gene pnpla8, whose product is annotated as patatin-like phospholipase domain containing 8. The coding region runs from base 160 to 2421 and encodes 753 amino acids. Gene Ontology annotation, biological process: arachidonate metabolic process. Gene Ontology annotation, cellular component: membrane. The record is from RefSeq and is a predicted model, not a curated record. The transcript has 11 exons. NCBI's taxonomy places the organism in Eukaryota, Metazoa, Chordata, Actinopteri, Istiophoriformes, Xiphiidae.
CUUCCUCUCUUCUUCCUGUUUAUUUUUUCUAACCAGCAUCUCAUAGAAUGAAAUAUUUCGGCGACACAUUUAACGGUCUAUGUAUGUAAGGAAACUGUGGAACAAGCAACAUUGAUCAUUUGCUCCAAAAUGGAAUUUCCAUUGAAUCCAUUGUAAAUCAUGGCAGUGAGCAAACGCAUGUCGCGAAUCAGGACCACGCUCGACAGUGUCACCAAGGCAGUAGGCAGCACAGACCUCAUCUCCAAGUUCUCUCGCCUCAAGCGUGGUGGUGGCGCAGUCCACAGCACACAUGCGGAAAAAGCCGAGACCUUAACCUCAAACAACACAGCUACUCCCUCACCACCUGAAACCACCAUGAAAGAAGAGGAAGAAGGUGAGAAGAACGCAGCAGAGGAAGAGUCAGACAAGCUAGACAAACAAUGGCAACAAGUUACAGAAAAUCCUUUUGUUGCCACCAAGAAGUCCAGUUUAGCUUCAGUGGCAAAUGUGUCUGCACCAGACUCGUCCUCCACUGUGGCAAAACAAACUAUGCAGCUGUUUCACCCAGCAGCACUUUCAACCAACAUGGAUGAGACCUACAGAACUCUGGCUCAGCACAUCAAUAGUUACUUUGGCACCAACACACAGGGAGAAGAUGGAGAAAAUAGGCCAGUGGAGAAGCACAGAGGAGGGGAUGAUCCUGUUUCUCAGCCUGUUCCUCACCAUGCCCCUCACGUUCCUGUUCUGUCUCCAGUGGCAGAGGCUAAGAGUAUUGAAGCACCAACUACCUCUCCUAGCCCUCCCUCUCCAUCAGAAAGGCUCAGUCCUCCUGGAGGGAUUGCCUCUUCUGACACCCCUGCAACAGAAAAUGCUGCUCCGUCCGUCCCUGUGUCUACUACCUCCGCUAAAAAAGGCUUCACCCACUAUCUAUCCUACCCUCGGCCCAGCGUUCAGGCUUUUGUUGGCAGUUACAUUGCACCACUGGUCCCCAAAUUCAGAGGUGAUUCCAAAAGCACUGCAGCUGAGAAAGACAAGGUUUCAGCAAUCACUGUGGAAGAGCCCAUUGUAGACAAAUCAGGAGAGAAGACAGAUAGUGAAGAGGAGAAAGUGGAUAGAGUGAAGCAACAGCUUUUGACUCAAAGACAGAAGAUAAUAGCCAGGGUGAGUGUAGACAACAGGACCAGAGUUCUGGUGAAAGGCCUGCAGAGGGUCACUGAUGUCAAACUCCUCACUACGCGAGUGGAGGAGCUCAGCUAUCAUCUCCUGGAGUUCCCGGAGACACGAGGUGUAGCUAUCAAGGAGAAUGUGCUACCCUGCCUGCUGCGUUUGCGGCAGGCCAAAGACCUUCCUCUUCAGGCUGCUGUGAGAGAAGCCCUGGCCCUGGUUGGGUACACCGAACCAGUCAAAGGCAGAGGAAUUCGGGUCCUGGCUAUAGAUGGCGGGGGAACAAGGGGACUGCUGGCCCUACAGACUCUCCAUAAAUUGCAGAACCUAACUGGGAAACGAGUCCACCAGCUCUUCGACUACAUCUGUGGAGUCAGCACAGGUGCCAUCCUGGCCUUCAUGUUGGGGAUUUAUCAAAUCCCCCUAGAGGAGUGCGAGGAGAUGUACAGGAAGUUGGGCUCAGAUGUGUUCAAACAGAAUGUCAUCGUUGGAACUGUCAAGAUGGGCUGGAGCCAUGCUUUCUAUGACAGCGAAAUCUGGGAAAAUAUCCUCAAGGAACGGAUGGGUGAGGGUUGUAUGAUUGAGAGUGCCAGGGACCCACACUGCCCUAAAGUGUCAGCAGUGAGCACUAUUGUGAACAGGGGUUUACCUCUGAAGGCCUAUGUGUUCAGGAACUACAGACUCAUGCCAGGAGUGAGAUCCCACUACCUUGGCGACUGCAAACACAAAAUGUGGCAGGCUAUUAGGGCCUCAUCUGCCGCCCCAGGCUACUUCCAGGAAUUUGUUCUGGGAAAAGACCUUCAUCAGGAUGGAGGGCUUCUGAUAAACAACCCCACAGCGUUGGCCAUCCAUGAGUGUAAGUGUCUGUGGCCAAACACACCUCUGCAGUGUGUCUUGUCUCUGGGCACCGGACGGUACGAGACAGCGGGCAAGAACAGCACGGCCUACACAAGCCUGAAGACCAAGCUCACUAAUGUCAUCAGCAGUGCCACAGAUACUGAGGAGGUGCACACCAUGUUGGACGCCCUCCUGCCCCCCGACACCUACUUCCGCUUCAACCCCUACAUGAGCGAGGACAUCCCGUUGAACGAGAGCCGCACGGAGAAGCUGAACUUCCUCAAGAGUGAGGGGGAGCGCUACCUGGAGCGCAACGACGCCAAGCUGAGGAACGCAGCUAGCGUGCUGGGCCAGGAGAAGAGCACCAUCCAGAGACUGGCUGAGUGGGCCAAGCUCAAGGCCGACAUGUAUGAGGGUCUCCCCUUUGUCUCCAAGCUGUAGUUGUUAGCCUGGCAACAGUGAGGCCACAAAAGAGUUUUUAAGGUAAGAAGACCUGGAAAAUAAAACUCCCAAUACCUAAAAGGGACCAAACCGGACCCAUUUUUUUGAGCAUCUAGGGAUGCAAUCUGAAAUGAAACACUAACUGUUUACGAGGUUUGUUCUACAUUAACUAAAAGAUAAUUAUUCCAAAAAAUAAAUACAGUACUAUAAAUAAUAGUGUGAAAUUACAAAUGUGAUGUAAUCUAUCCUUUGUGAGACAGAAUAUGUCUAUAAUGGAGACAAAGACGGCAAUGUGGCGCUGACACAUGACCGUACUCCAGUAGAAUUCCACUAUGAUAGGAUAACUGUGGUUAUUUUGUAAAGAUGUAAGACUGAUGUUCCUUUGCAUUUUCAGUAACUUGAAUACAUUAAAAUGUAAUUAAUACAUGAUUGCACUGUGAGAACGUAAACAUGACUGCCUAUUUCUAACCCUGUACAGAAGAAAGACCUCAUGCACUUUGUAAAAUAUAAUUCUUAACUAAGAAAAUGAAAAUAAUGUAAUAAUGAACUCUUUGAGUGUCAUUGCCAGAAUUUAUGAAUAAGAUAAGAGAAAUACACUUCACCAAACUGAAAUCUGUUCUUGUACUUAUUAUAAAGUAUUAGAAUUUGAUCAGCGUUAUCCUCAUGGUACAAAAGCAUGUUCCACUUUGUUCUUCUUAGAUCAAUGAAUUGUGGUCCAUUAGUUAGUGUGAAGCUUUUGCCUUUAACCUCCCUUGAGCCUGAAUUUCUCAGCCCCGACUUUUGUUACUAUUCACUUUAUAAAUUUGACACACGUUUUACAUUACCCUGAUUCCUCCCUUCCUCGUUAAUUUGUGGAAUGCGAAAAUCAAAAAAAAGUGUCAUGAAAUAAUAAAACUUGGUUUU